Molecule: messenger RNA, 1155 nt
Organism: Fusarium oxysporum Fo47
Lineage: Eukaryota; Fungi; Ascomycota; Sordariomycetes; Hypocreales; Nectriaceae
Product: chaperonin 10-like protein
Exons: 3
Coding region: 1-1155 (384 amino acids)
Molecular function (GO): oxidoreductase activity, acting on NAD(P)H
Source: RefSeq, a predicted model, not a curated record
AUGAUCACAAUGAAAGCUCUAGUCCUGACCCCAAAAGAUAAACUUGUCACUAUACAAGACAUCCCCGUUCCUGAACCAGGCCCUUUGGAGAUAUUGGUCCGUGUCGGUGCCGUUGCCUUGAAUCGAGUUGACUGGCUAUACACUACCAACCCUGUAGCUGCGCAAGACUACCGUGUGGUAGGAAGUGAUUUCGCAGGUGAGGUUGUAAAGGUUGGCUCAGACCUUGAUAAAGUUGAUGAUCCUCGAGUUAAAGUCGGCACACGUGUUGCGAGUUUUGUGCAGGGAGCUUGCUCCGUCAACGAACGACCGGGCGCAUUUGCUCAAUAUGUCUGCAUUGAGUGGAAUUUAGCAUGGCAUGUCCCCGAUAGCAUGUCCCUUGAAGAAGCCGCAGGCAUCAGCAUGUGCGGUCUCACUGCAGCCCAGGGAGUUUUCAGUCGCCUUCAACUUCCCUGUCCGUUUGCCGAAACCGAGGGUUUUAAUCGUCUUGGCCUGAAAUCUGGCGAGCCUGUCAACGUUCUCAUCUACGGAGCGACUGCAUCUCUUGGUCUUUUUGCGGCUCAAUUGGUCCGCUUGAGCGAGAAAUAUUCGGGCUCUCGUAUAAAUCUCAUUGGAGUAGCGAGUGCCUCGAAACACGACCUACUUCGAGCAAAGCCCUAUUCUUUUGAUGUUCUGAUUGACUAUCACGAUGCCGAUUGGACUGAGCAAGCCAAGAAACUGACUGCGAACACUGGUGGAGUGCACUAUGCAGUUGAUGCUGUAUCUGUUUCCCCAACUGUCGAGGGGGUUGAAUCGGUUCUGGCUCCUGAGGGUUGCUUCGCAGUAUAUCGAAGUCCAGCACUGGGAAAAUUCGACAUCAACAAAUUACGCGUCAAGCCUUUGAUUGGCGCUGUAUGGGAGGGCCUGGGAGUUGAAAUUGGCUACCAAGGUGCGAGUAUUGCAGCGAACCCUCAAGCACGCAAAUUUGCCGCUGGGUUCUUUAAAUUCCUUGGUUCAGGAGCUCCGCAGGGCAAGGUCAAGCUGGAAAGCAACCCUGUUCGUCAGAUGCAUGGUGGUCUUGAUAAAAUUGCCGAAGAGGGCCUGCCACUUGUAUCCCCGAACAAGGUUCCUGGAGUUCGUGCAGUUAGUGCCGAGAAGGUUGUCUACACAAUCGCGUAG